AUGAUGAAGAUCAACGGGAGCCUGUGGCUUCUAUGCCUUUUAGCCGUUGGAAUCAGGGCCCGCCCCGAAAGUGGUAAGAUAUACGCCAAGGUUAACUUCGGUCGACCUCAGUGCUUGAGCUGCGAAUAUUUAGAUGAUAAUGGUGUUAUGUACUGUAAAUUAACAUCGCUUAAACAUUGCACGGUGACAGCUGAGCUGCUAGCAGCAAGCAGUUCGGAGUACCGGGCAGUACCGGUCGAGCGCCAUGCAGAUCACAAACUGCACGCCGAACGCCGGUCUCUUGAUGACUCCAAAGAAUCACGUGCAGAGUCUGUCGUCUCUGAACAGCGAUCGGAAGAUGCAGCAGCAGAACCACGAGAAGCUGUAGAUGAUGAUGCACGUUCUGAAGAAUCUCGUAUGUACAAUCCGGCUGAUCUCUUUUACAACAACGAACUACAACUAAUCAGCCCAGCUCCUUCAGGACCUGUAACAACUGGAGCAUUGGUCAACCAGUGCACUGCUGAAGGUGACAUGUUCUACGAGACUAGAGGAGACAGCUGCUGGGUCUGUGGAUGUUUCACAAGCUUCGGCGGACUAUUCCCAAAAUGCGCACCGUGCACUUGCUCUUUACGUUCACUUCAACCUUUAAUAGUUCCUGGAUAUGGUCCAGGAGAAGUCUUACGUUUACAAGGUCCGAUACCCCUGCCGUUGCCACUGCCACAGCCUGCACCUAUGCAGUUCGAACCCAUACCGGAACCAUCUCUACCGCCAGUUCCGUACCAACCGCAACCAUCACCACAACCGUACCCACUAUCCUGUCCUCCUCCCGUAUACAUUCCUGGUCCUCCUCGCCCAUACCCAGUACCUGUGCCAGUACCUGGAAAACCUGUGUACAUACGUGUACCAGUACCCGUACCCUCGCCACCUGAGAAGAUCUACAUCCGAGGACCUUCAAUUCCAUACCCAGUACAAGUAACGAAGAACGUCCCCGUUCCGUACCCAGUGAACAGGCCUGUCGCAGUGCCGGUGCCAUCUCCACCAGUAACCAUUCCCGUCAACCAUUAUAUUCCAGUGAAAGGAAAGGACAUAUUAGUCCCAGUACCAGUACCAUUCACCAAAACUAAAUACUACCCUGUACCAAUCAUCGUCUACGUAAAUCCCGAGUGCAGACAUCGCCCACCGUUAGUACCAUUCCGAUCUCCGUAUGAACCUUGCAAGAUCCUUGUAUGCAAACUUAAAUACAACUACGUGUAUCUUGAAUCUUCACCUGAUAAUUCCUGCCUAAUCUCAGCACCAGUAAGUCCUGGCUGGGGAUCAUCAGCAUCUUCAGCAGCUAAUGCUUUUGAUACCACGUAUGGAGGAGGUUCCUCGAGUGCUAAUGCCAACGCUAAUGUUAACACUGGAUCGUUCCCUGGCUAUCCAGGAUUCUCUGGUUCCGAAGCUUCAGCAAAUGCUAUAUCUGGUGGGGGUUUCCCAGGUUUGGAUGGUAACUAUGGAGGUGGAUUCUCAAGCGCUGAAGCAAUAGCUAACGCGAAUUCCGGCCCUGGUGGUUACUCAAGUGCUGAUGCAGCAGCAAAUGCAGCUGCUAACUUCGGUGGUUAUGGUGGCUUUAGACCUGGUAGUUACUCAAGUGCUGAAGCAGCAGCAAAUGCAGCUGCUAACCUAGGUGGUUAUGGCGGUUUUGGACCUGGUGGUUACUCAAGUGCCGAUGCAGCCGCACAUGCAGCUGCUAACCUAGGUGGUUACGGCGGUUUUGGACCUGGUGGUUACUCUAGUGCUGAUGCAGCAGCAAAUGCUGCAGCGACCUCUUUAGGUGGUUAUGGCGGUUAUGGAGGAGGUUUAUCAAGUGCAGAUGCUGUAGCAAGUUCCCUAAGUGGAUAUGGCGGCUAUGGAGGCGGUGUAUCAAGUGCAGAUGCUGUAGCAAGUUCCCUUAGUGGAUAUGGCGGCUAUGGAGGAGGUGUAUCAAGUGCAGAUGCUGUAGCAAGUUCCCUUAGUGGAUAUGGCGGUUAUGGAGGAGGUGUAUCAAGUGCAGAUGCUGUAGCAAGUUCCCUUAGUGGUUACGGCGGCUAUGGAGGAGGUGUAUCAAGUGCAGAUGCUGCAGCAAGUUCCCUUAGUGGUUAUGGCGGUUAUGGAGGAGGUGUAUCAAGUGCAGAUGCUGUAGCAAGUUCCCUAAGUGGAUAUGGCGGCUAUGGAGGAGGUCUAUCAAGUGCAGAUGCUGCAGCAAGUUCCCUUAGUGGAUAUGGCGGCUAUGGAGGAGGUGUAUCAAGUGCAGAUGCUGCAGCAAGUGCUGCAGCUUCCACCCUAAACGGUUAUGGAGGUUAUGGCCCCGGUGGAUUUUCAAAUGCAGAUGCUGCAGCUAGCGCCACAGCAAAUACCCUUGGUGGUUACGGCAGCUUAUCAAGUGCUGAAGCGGCCGCAAAUGCUGCAGCUUCUACCCAAGGCGGAUAUGGUGGUUAUUCAAAUGCAAAUGCAGCGGCCAACGCCGCAAGCACACUUGGUGGAUAUGGUGGCUUUGGAGGAGGCUUUUCUAGUGCUGAAGCAGCAGCAAAUGCUGCAACUUAUGGCGGACAUUCAAGCGCAGAUGCGGCAGCACAUGCUGCAGCUAAUCUAGGUGGCUAUGGAGGCUAUGGAGGCUACUCAAAUGCCGAUGCAAUGGCAAAUGCUGUUUCUAACUUGGGCGGCUAUGGCGGAGGAUAUUCUUCUGCUAAUGCAGCAGCGAAUGCUCACCUUGGCAACAGUUACGGCUUAUUUCGAAGUGGAGAACCAGAAUCAAAAAGUGACGAGGGAGCCAAUUCCCGGGCUGAUGUAGCUAACUCAGACACCAGAAGAAAAAGAAAUGCUGUACACAGGAUGAAAGCAUAG
This is a messenger RNA of Arctia plantaginis, 2841 nucleotides long. The record is from the annotation of a GenBank genome assembly. Lineage: Eukaryota; Metazoa; Arthropoda; Insecta; Lepidoptera; Erebidae.